CGGGAUGGUAGUUGAGUUUUAGUGAGCCAGUGGUUUUCAACGUUAUUCCUUAUGUGAAUUGAAAAAGGAAUGCUCGAAAGCAAAAGGCGCGUUCCUCGUCACAUUAUAGAUAUAUGACGCAGAAGAGUCGGUAGACAACGUAUGCUGACACGGGAGAAGGACAGAUAGACUCAGGUAGGGUUGGGCUUUUUACCACUCAAGGAGCUCUGGACGAGUGGAAUAAUUGAAAUGGGAAUAACCAAGUAGCUCGGGAGUCUCGCUAGACAAGACGACGUUCCUUAUGUUGGAAUUUUUAACCGCGCGGUGAAAGUACGCGGGGAUGGAGUGAAGUUAUGGCAAAUUUUUAUUAUUAUACUCGAUCAGGUUAGGUUAGGUGGGGAUAGGGUGAGCGACCGAAUAAAACGUCCUAACUGGAAUGGAGGCUGCCUUUCUUUUGCACUUCAGUUUCCCCACCCUCGACUGACUUUCGUUUUGACUGCGACCUUGUGAAUUGUUUCUGUUGAAAAAACGGAGAAAGGAGCAGAAACGAGGAGACGAGAAUUCCGCGAAUGGUCUGGACCCAUUCGACGACGAUGACGACGAUGAUAAGCUUAGGGAAAUGGCCAAGCGGUUUGAGGCCAAAUACGGAACUGCGACUGCUGGCAGGAAGAGGCAUAAUAAAAUCGACGAUUAUGUGGAUUUGGGUGCUGGUUAUGAUGAGAAUGAUUCCUUCAUCGAUAAUACGGAUGCUUACGAUGAGAUCGUGCCCGAAGAGAUGACUACUGUUCUCGGGGGUUUCUACAUAAAUUGCGGAGCCCUCGAGUACAAGACUGCAGAGGGUCAGCCGCUUGUUCAUAACAAUAAUAACAAUAAUAAUAAUAACAUUCACGACGAGGAUGAGAGCAGCGAGAGCAGUGAGGAUGACGCUGAGGCAGCUGAGAGUCCUAAACGAACUGAAAAGCGCAUACUCAGUUCCACCGAGGAGGAUGAGACGGAGGACAUAAUCACUGUGGAUCAUCCUCGAAAGAAGCAAAAGUUGGAUGAGAACGUGGAUAAGAAAUCUAAUCACGAGGGUAUAGUUAAGAAAAAAAAGAAGCAAAAUCUCGAGCAGUCGCAGCAGCAGCCGCAACAACAGCAGCAGCUUGAUUUAGAUGCUUUGAACAGGCGAAAAAACGCCAUCGCACAAAAUUUGUCGAAGGAGAAACCUGAUGCUUCUGAGGGUGGUGGUGCAGACGAUCCCGAUCAGGAGAGGAAACGAGCCGAGAAGUCCGAGCUACAAAGAACCAAGUGCAUCACGGAUAAAAAGCCGGAUAUUAUGAAGAAAUUGGAAAAGAAGACUCUGGUUAAUGGGAUUGAUGGGAAAAAGUUAGAUCUGAAGAAGCUUGGCGGCAAGGAUAGCAACAUAGACGAUGCAAUCGAGAGUGUCGUUAAUGCCGGAAGGGUCGAGGACGAAUCUAGUCGAGAGACGUCGGAUUCAGGAAAGUCACGUGGAAUCGCUGGUACCGAGUCCGAGUGCGAUGAUGGCGAUAAGGAAGAAUCUAUACUCCCUGAGAGUCUUCCAGAAGAUCUCAAAGAUAUCGUUUAUAAACUCAAGCUUCACGCGAACAAUAAGGAAGGAAAAACGAAAUUUUUCAAUAGCACGGUCAACGCUUAUUUAUUUAGUCUCGAAGAGAAAUUACGCUCGCAAUGCUCGGCGAGCAUCCGGAUGCAAACUUACGAUCAUUUGGCGCACUUCCUGCCUUGCAGCAAAAACACCCUUGUAAAUCGGGCGAAAAAACUCCUCCAACAGGAGGUUGACUGUAAAGUGAAGGACGCCAUGCAGAGGUUAAAGACUGCGAUUGAUAGCGUGAUGCCAUCUGUUGUCGAGAGACAUAAUAAGGACUGUCAAAGAAUUGCUGAAGAGAAGGGAAUCGAAGGAUCACUUUCCGAUGCUGAGAGUACAGAUGCAGAGGAGAAUCCAAACAAGAAUUCAGAGAAAUUAAAAAUACCACGCAAACGAUUUCCAUGGACCGAAGAGACUAAAAAACUCGUGUACGAAAUUUCAAAGGCAAGACGACAAUACUUUGAAGUAGUACGACCUAGAAAAGAAACCAUUGAGCCCUUCGUAGCAAAUUUCAUGGAGUCUGAAGUGUUCCCACUGUGGCCCCCAGGUUGGGUUCGAUUACAGACUCUUCUUUCAUAUUCAAAUUCAGAACCAAACGUUAAAAGAAAAGCGAAAAAACCAGCACCCACAGGAAGCAGCGUUGUCUCGUCAUCAGCUAACGCAGGCGUUCCCAAUUGUACUGGAAGGAUAGAUGCGCCGCCUAGUACGAAUAACAUGAACCCCGGACAAGAGAGAGUGAUAACACCGACGAGUUUUUCCAAGACUGUAACGGCUAGUACGACGGCAUCAAACAGUCUAUCGGAGAAUCCAUUAAACUUUACAGUGGCAGCACAGUCGACGAAAACACACGAUAUUAACACGGAGAGGAAACAACAGCCGAGCAAGUACAAGGACAAGAAUAGAGAGAGUCCGAUGAUGAGCAGUUCUCAGUAUGAAAACUCCAUUGUCACUACUACUGGAGGAACAUCACUCUCUAGCCUCGCUAAGAUAUCCGCUGUACCUACGUCGCAACUUAUGCCUCAUAAAACGAAUAAGUCUCAUCUUGAUAAGUUCAAUUUGAUGGAUCUAACAGGUAGUUCACUUUCCAUUACGCCAGUCAAUGAGACUCAGAUCACUCAGAAAAAUAGUAAACCUAAUGACUUGAGAAAAGAUGUGGUUUCCAUAACGGCCUACUCCGACUGUAACCUUGGUAAUGCCUCUAAUGCUGUUAGUAUAUCAGAAACUGUUCAUUCUCAGAGUGGACAUGUAUCUGUCAGUCGGCAACAGCCACAGGACACUGUAUCCUAUUUAACCACUCAAAUGCAACAGCAACCAUCUUCCGUUUCAUCGCAUUCGAAGUCUUUUCCCCUGAAGCACAGGUUCCUUCAGGAGAGUAUAGAAGUGGCGAAGAGCAGUGAGAAAAUUCGGUCGGAUGAAAAGGAUUCUGAGGUUUCUAAAAGUGAGAGAAGAGAGAAAAGACGGGAUAGAGAUCGGGACAGGGACAGGGAUCGGGGUCGGGGGGGCGACGGGAAGCACUCCGGGAAGUCACACGAUGCCAAGAAACGAAAAAAGGAGCAAAGGUUGGACAGUGGAGUAAACGAGGUUCAGCAGACACUAAUCCCCUCGACGAGUGCGACCACAGGGAGCGGAGAUGCACUUGGAUGCAGUGUUGCACAAACACAGGCACAGUCACAGAAGCAGCAACAACAACAACAACCGCAUUCUCAGCCUGCAGCGUCUCUGUCGACAAAGGAACAGGAACAAAGACAAAUAGACGAGACUGUAGCAGCUACGAGUUUCCUGAGUCGAAUAAUAAACGACGAGCCCCAGAGUUCAAGGGUGAUCAGUGAACCACCGCGAAAGGAAGCACCGUCCCUUGCAGAGGAGCCUGCUGGAGGGAACGUAAUACAACCUACGGAACAGGAAAACGAUGUGCAGAUGGUGAUGCGCUCCCUUAAAGAACUCGAGGAGAUGCAGAAUUCACCGAAUCAUUCACCUGGCGGAGGAAUGCAGAAACCAAGCAAGUCGAACGUCCAAUACAUCGGCUACCAGGAAGAUUAUUUGCGACUCUAUCAUAAAAAGGAGGAUAAACUUCGAAUUCCGAAAAAGGAGGAGCCUCACUGGUAAGACGAGACGAGUCAGAGAUGAAGGGAGACAAUACGAGAGUAAAACACAAAAGAUAUAAAAGUAUCUUUUGAUCACUUCCGUAUUUUAGGAUCCCAGGAACAAUAAGUCUGGGAUGUCAGGACAUUAGAUACUUAAGGAAACUGUGUCUCCCAUUAUCAUCGAGUAACGCCUCUUUCUCUCUAGACGGAAGAUUCUAGGCUCCUCUUAUUUUUCCAAGCCGUAAAAGAAAAGAAAAAAAAUCCCAAGUAUUUUGAAAUCGCCAAAAUGUGUACAUACGUCUACUUACCCUAAUAUUUGAGCGUGCGUGUACAGUAAACAUAAAUUAUACGAAUAUGGUAGCUAAAUAGGUUUGUAAAUACUUUAGUAUCGAUCCAUCGACAUGUACAGGGUGUUUCCAGUGGAAUGAAGUGUAAUAACGAAAUGGACUUGAGUAAAAAAAAAGUGAAGUGAAAGUUUCAAAGUGAAUAUUCGAAAGAGUAUAUACAUAUAUGAUAUUUAUAAAUUCCUCAAUUCAUAGAUCAGUCCACAGGAUCACUCUGUACUGCCAGGACGAUUGUCAUGAGUGUGUGAAAAUGACGUUCCUAAGUAGCGUGUUUAGAACGAGCCCUUUGUCGCUCGUUUACGAAGAACGUGAUUCCGUAAUGCCAACGUGGCUUCCUGGAGAUUGUCGUAGGGCGGCCUAACAGCCCAAGAGGCCUCCCGGGCGAAGCACCAAAAGACAGUCAGACAUGAGAGCGUGCUACUGCCAGAUCUUCCUCUCUCUCUUUUUCUCUCUCUGUUUCUAUGAAGAAGAGAGAGGACGAUAGAAUGACGGAGAGAAAGAGAAUUAGAAUAUUUUUCGAACGCAGUGCAGACGAAUAGUAGUGUAAGAUAUGUAGGAGGUAACCGCCGUCGUUGUCGCCACCGUCGCCAUCAUUAUUAUCAUCAUCAUCAUUAACGACAUCACCACCAUCAUCAUUCAUCACAAUUAUCAUUAUCAUUGUCAAUAGCUCCUUUAACAGUAUCACUGGUCAAAAUAACUUUGAAACAGUAAGAUAUAUGACACCUACAUUUAUUUAUUUUUUUUUAAACUGAUCAAUUGAAAUUAUUUAAAUCUCGAACUCUCCAUAUUGUACCGUGAUGCUGUUAAAGGCUGUUAGGACUGUUUGGGCGAGACCUUUAGCCGUGAUUCCAAUACCCAUGCUCCAAGACUUUCGAUUUUAUGAAAUUUCAUUUCUUUUUCAUAACAAAUUAAAACUUUGCGAUAGUUCGUUACGGCUACGAUUAAGCGUCUUGUACAAUUCUGUAUCGAGAGUGUUUUAACUAAGACGACUUAAAAUAUAAGUUUUGAAUAUUUUUUACUACAUA
Cephus cinctus (wheat stem sawfly) is the source of this 5035-nucleotide messenger RNA. RefSeq names its product yemanuclein (gene yem). Lineage: Eukaryota; Metazoa; Arthropoda; Insecta; Hymenoptera; Cephidae. The transcript is spliced from 11 exons. The record is from RefSeq and is a predicted model, not a curated record. Gene Ontology annotation, cellular component: nucleus. Bases 599 to 3688 code for a protein of 1029 amino acids.